This is a messenger RNA of Antrostomus carolinensis (chuck-will's-widow), 413 nucleotides long. Its product is annotated as partitioning defective 6 homolog alpha-like. Gene Ontology annotation, molecular function: protein binding. The record is from RefSeq and is a predicted model, not a curated record. NCBI's taxonomy places the organism in Eukaryota, Metazoa, Chordata, Aves, Caprimulgiformes, Caprimulgidae. Gene Ontology annotation, cellular component: apical plasma membrane; nucleus; cell cortex. The transcript has 2 exons. The annotation marks the transcript as partial. Gene Ontology annotation, biological process: regulation of cellular localization; centrosome cycle; establishment or maintenance of cell polarity.
CAGAGUCGGACGCCGGCGUCUUCGCCUCAAACUCCCUGCAACGGAAGAAGAAGGGGCUGCUGCGCCCAGCACACUACCGGGCCAAACCUCACCUGCUCAUCGGCAUGCCCCAGGACUUCCGCCAGAUCUCCUCCAUCAUCGAUGUGGACAUCCUGCCCGAGACCCACCGCCGCGUGCGGCUCCACAAACACGGCUCUGACCACAACCUCAUCAUCACCGUCAAGCCGGCCAACCAGCGCAACAACGUCAUCCGCAGCAGCAAGGCCUCGGGCAGCUCGGGCAUGUCCACAGACAGCACCCCCAGCCAGCAGACCCCCAGCCCGGCCUCACAGUACCUGAGCAACUACAGCACGGCCGAGAGCGACGAGGAGGGCGACCUGGUCAUCGAGAGCGACAGCGCGCCCCACUACAUC